Talaromyces atroroseus is the source of this 1311-nucleotide messenger RNA. Its product is annotated as Histone acetyltransferase type B subunit 2. Lineage: Eukaryota; Fungi; Ascomycota; Eurotiomycetes; Eurotiales; Trichocomaceae. Gene Ontology annotation, molecular function: histone binding. Gene Ontology annotation, cellular component: cytoplasm; Rpd3L complex; Rpd3L-Expanded complex. Gene Ontology annotation, biological process: regulation of gene expression. The record is from RefSeq and is a predicted model, not a curated record. The transcript has 6 exons. Bases 1 to 1311 code for a protein of 436 amino acids.
AUGGAGCCUUACGACGACGGUUUUAUCGAGGAGCAGGAGGAACAGGAGGAAGAGAGAAAUGAGGAGAAGAUUAUCAACGAAGAGUACAAAACAUGGAAGAAAAAUGCGCCUUUCCUCUACGACAUGAUCCUGAGCACUGCCUUGGAAUGGCCCACUCUCACGACUCAGUGGCUUCCCGAUAAACAAGAGAUCCCGGACAAGCCUUAUUCGACUCAUCGCUUACUGCUUGGAACUCACACAUCGAAUGACGCAAAGAACUAUUUACAAAUUGCGCAUGUUCAAUUACCCAACCCUAAUCAUCCAGAAGCAGACGAUUAUGACGAGGAGCGCGGGGAGAUCGGUGGCUACGGCGGUAAUUCAAAGAAGAACGCCGUGGAAGUGAAGUUCAAUAUUGUCCAAAAGAUCGACCACAAGGGAGAAGUAAAUAAAGCGAGAUACCAACCUCAGAAUCCAAACAUCAUUGCCACGAUGUGUACGGAUGGUAGGGUCAUGAUAUGGGAUCGGUCUAAGCAUCCCCUGCACCCCACUGGAACCGUCAAUCCCCAGUUGGAGCUUUUGGGUCACACAAAGGAAGGCUUUGGACUUAGCUGGAGUCCGCAUGUAGAGGGGAAGUUGGUGACUGGAAGUGAAGACAAGACCGUCCGGCUUUGGGACAUGCAAACAUACACCAAAGGGAAUAAAGCAUUGAAACCAACAAGCACCUACACACAUCAUUCCUCUAUCGUGAACGAUGUUCAAUAUCAUCCUCUCCACUCCUCCCUCAUCGGCACAGUAUCGGACGACAUUACGCUUCAGAUUAUCGACAUCCGAUCUCCCGACACAUCAAAGGCAGCAGCUACCGCAGAGGGCCAACAUCGCGAUGCUAUUAAUGCGAUCGCCUUCAAUCCCGCUGCAGAAACAAUCCUGGCUACUGGUUCUGCGGAUAAAUCUAUAGGCUUAUGGGAUCUCCGCAACUUGAAAUCUAAAUUGCAUGCCCUUGAAUGCCAUACAGAAUCGGUCACCUCGGUUUCGUGGCAUCCGUUCGAGGAAUCUGUAUUGGCUAGUGCCAGCUAUGAUCGCAAGAUCAUGUUCUGGGAUGUCAGCAGAGCCGGCGAAGAACAGACUCCCGAGGAUGCCCAAGAUGGUCCGCCUGAGUUGUUGUUCAUGCACGGUGGCCAUACGAACCGAAUUUCCGACUUCAGCUGGAACUUGAGUGACCCGUGGGUGCUUUGCUCUGCUGCAGAAGACAAUCUGAUGCAAGUAUGGAAGGUCUCGGACGCGAUUGUCGGCAAAGAUCUGGGAGAUGUCCCGACGGAGGAGCUGGAGGCAUGA